UUAUUAUUAGCCUAUCAUUAUUAACAUUAACACCUUUAUUUUUAUUGCGUGUCUCUGUGCUUUGGUAAUAUUGUUUGCCAAUAAGUUCCUUACUUUAAAAGACAGAAAGAAAGACAGACAGACUAAUAUAACGUAAUAUGCCUAGUAUUUCAGGUCUUGUGUCUUUGAUGUCUGCGAAGGUGUCUGUAACACUUGUUUUCACACCUGAUAAAACAAACGCCGCUUGCGCUGACCUUGCAUUUGCUCUGCGGCCCUCCGUAUUGAGAACAUGCGUUCCGCUCAUUUCAUUUUAUUUUUUACCUUACAAAUGCAGGUAUUCGGAAUCUUCUUUCAGUCACGUUUGGCUAAAAAGUCUGAGUCACAUCGCACGAGUGGAUCUCGCAGCAGGAUUGGAUAUCCGAGAAGUGCGGUGAUGUUGGGAAAUGCAACUCAAGAAGAUUCAAAAGAACCUUUGGGUAUAAGUUUGCAGGACAAUGCUAAGAUCUCCAACCCAGCAGUGAAUUCAGCUCACAGGUCAUCCUCUACAAACGCAAAAGGAUUCUGGAAUCAGUUCAUGUUUCGUGGAAAAUCAGACUUCAGAUACGUUCUGCCAAUUAGGAGCAUCGAUGUCCGUCAAGAAAAGUGUCGAGCACUCACUUUCUCUCAGAGGAUCUUCCAUGAAAACUGUGAAACGUUGGAGCUUCAGAACAACGUCUGUUUCGGAAAAUGUGACACAUCGCCCUCUAGUGGGGACGAAGGAGGCUCUCCUUGUUCUGUCUGCUCACCGGUUAUCAUCACUUCCAAGACUGUGAAACUAAAAUGCUCUGACAACACAGAAAUGAUAAAAGUUGUAAAAAUAAUAGAGGACUGUCAAUGCAAAACAAAAGAAGCGCAAUAUUCACAUCAUAACGGUCCCGUGCUGGUUGAUCCAAGCGUUCAUCAGUAGGCUACCCUCAAAAGCGAUAAAAUAUAGUCAACGAUAACUUGUAUAGCCUUUUGCACCAGCCAGUGUGCAUGCAGUGUUAAUACAGGAAUUUACUAUCACAACUAGAACAAAAGAUAAGCAAAAUGUAAAUAAAAUAAAACUAAUAAAAUAAAA
This is a messenger RNA of Onychostoma macrolepis, 1078 nucleotides long. RefSeq names its product cerberus-like. Lineage: Eukaryota; Metazoa; Chordata; Actinopteri; Cypriniformes; Cyprinidae. The record is from RefSeq and is a predicted model, not a curated record. Gene Ontology annotation, molecular function: morphogen activity. The transcript is spliced from 2 exons. Gene Ontology annotation, biological process: signal transduction involved in regulation of gene expression; determination of heart left/right asymmetry. The coding region runs from base 269 to 925 and encodes 218 amino acids.